This is a messenger RNA of Vombatus ursinus (common wombat), 1766 nucleotides long. It is a transcript of the gene KLK10, whose product is annotated as kallikrein related peptidase 10. The transcript has 6 exons. Lineage: Eukaryota; Metazoa; Chordata; Mammalia; Diprotodontia; Vombatidae. The coding region runs from base 127 to 954 and encodes 275 amino acids. Gene Ontology annotation, molecular function: serine-type endopeptidase activity. Gene Ontology annotation, biological process: proteolysis. The record is from RefSeq and is a predicted model, not a curated record.
GUUAAAAGGGGAGGCUUGGACUAGGGACCAGGAGCAGAAGACCUGGUAGCCCACACAGGACUAGGCAGCGAUCCAGCUACCCAGAGCUCUCCCUGAGACGCUGUCCAUGACCCCGUGCUUCCAAGCAUGAGGAAUAGAAGCUCCAUUCACAGCGCCCUGUGGCUCUUGGUGCUUGCUACCUGCAGGGCUGCACCUGAAACCUCAGUUUCCCCCAUCCCGGAAGCGUCGGAGGCCCCGCAGGCGUUGGAGGCCCAGGAAGCCAGGAUUACCCAGUGCGCCCGCGGCUCUCAGCCUUGGCACGUCUCACUCUUUAAAGACCUCUCAUUUCGCUGCGCUGGGGUCCUAGUGGACCGCAACUGGGUGUUAACCGCAGCCCACUGCGCCGAAAGUUGGCUUUGGGCCAAACUUGGUGACUACCAUCUGCUACUACCUGAUGGAGGCGAACAACUCAAGAUCAGCUCUGUAAUGAUCCCUCACCCCAAGUACAAGGCGGGUUCUGGCCCUUCCCUGCCUGCCCGAACCGAUGAGCAUGACCUCCUUCUGAUGAAGCUUCGCCGGCCAGCUGUCCUGGGCCCCCGGGUCCAGGUCUUACCUCUGGCCAGGACCUGUGCAGUACCAGGGACUAGAUGCCAGGCUGCAGGCUGGGGGACUACCAGCCAACCCCGAGUGAAAUAUAGUAAGAGCUUGUCCUGCUCAGAGGUCACUGUCCUGUCUCCCAAAGAGUGUGCAGCUUCCUACCCUGGGGUGCUUACAAACAACAUGAUAUGUGCUGGCUUGGACAAUGGCCAGGAUGCCUGUCAGAGUGAUUCUGGAGGCCCCCUGGUCUGUAAUGGGGCCCUCCAGGGCAUCCUAUCCUGGGGUGAUUACCCCUGUGGCUCAGCCCACCGGCCAGCAGUCUAUACUUGGAUCUGUAAAUACAACUCCUGGAUUGAGAAGACCAUUCGGACCCACUGAUACCACUGAACCCCCUGCAAUCUUCCCAAUAAUCUUGUGACCCUCAUGUCUUCUGCUCUUCCCACCCAGACCCUAAGUGUUUGGCCCACUGUGGGACCUUACUCCUGCCUGCUUGAGGAUGCAGGCAUUCCUCAGCUCUCCAGGCUCACAGAUUCCAUCCCCUCAAAGAAGUAGGCAUCUGGGCCCCCAGCUGUGACCCUCUUCCCUGGGACCCAAGGGUCUAGUCUCCUAGAUCCCAUGCCCUUGAAGGACUGGGGCAUCUGAGCUGUCUCACUUCACUUCAGUGAAAUGGUCAGAAAUACUAGUCUGUUUAAGAGAACUGUUCUGAGCAUCUAUCUACCCAGGACUUCAGAGGCAGCUCCACCUCUCUUUUUGGAGCUUUGGGCAGGCCCCUUACCAACAAAAGCUCUCUUUCUCCUCCCAUUUCCUGUUUCCUGGUCCUGCUCAAUCCAUCAUCCCACCUGUCAGGGCAGAGCUCUGAAUCACUUGGAGUCCUAAAUUUUCCCUCCCUUCUUUAAUCUCUGCAUACCCCUCACCUCCCUCACUCUCAGGGUCAGUUGGAACAUUGCCUCUGGGCCCUUGGAGACAAUUUUGAAAUGAACAUCUUCAAAGACAUUUUUGGAAUUCUUAGAAAUUAGGGGGAGAGACCCAGCACAGUUAAAUGUUCCCACAAAUUCCUCAUAUUUUGGAGCAUCAGUCUUCUAAUACAUUCUUGAGAUACUCUAGUGAGAAUACCUACGGCUCCAAAAUGAGUUGUUUUUUACCUCAUUAAAGAUGUGAUGCGUAAAAUCUGGAAUAACUGCUGAAACAAA